This is a messenger RNA of Oryzias latipes (Japanese medaka), 831 nucleotides long. It is a transcript of the gene eef1b2, whose product is annotated as eukaryotic translation elongation factor 1 beta 2. Gene Ontology annotation, biological process: translational elongation. Gene Ontology annotation, cellular component: eukaryotic translation elongation factor 1 complex; cytosol. Gene Ontology annotation, molecular function: translation elongation factor activity; guanyl-nucleotide exchange factor activity. Lineage: Eukaryota; Metazoa; Chordata; Actinopteri; Beloniformes; Adrianichthyidae. The record is from RefSeq and is a predicted model, not a curated record.
CCUCUUCCUCCUCCAAGGAGGAGGAGUCUUGAGGAGGAGUCAGAGCUCCGGCAUAAAUGCGUUUCCCGUCCUCCCUCCCUCCUCUUUCUCCUCUUGGUCGCGGUAGAAGCAGCUCAUCUUCGUCAUGGGGUUCGGGGACCUGAAGUCUUCGUCUGGGCUCAAAGUUCUGAACGACUUCCUGACGGACCGGAGCUUCAUCGAGGGGUAUGUCCCCUCUCAAGCGGACGUAGCCGUGUUCGAGGCCGUCUCGGCUCCACCCCCUGCUGACCUGUGCCACGCCCUGCGGUGGUACAACCACAUCAAGUCCUACCAGGCCCAGAAGAACAGUCUUCCAGGUGUGAAAAAGCCUCUGGGUCAGUACGGCCCCACGGGUGUAGCGGACACCACCUCCAGUGGCCCUGCUGCCAGCAAGGAUGAAGAUGAUGAUGACAUUGACCUGUUUGGCUCUGAUGAAGAGGAGGACACGGAGGCCGCUAAGCUGAAGGAGCAGCGUCUGGCCGAGUACGCCGCUAAAAAAGCCAAGAAACCCGCCCUCAUCGCCAAGUCCUCCAUCUUGUUGGACGUGAAGCCGUGGGACGACGAGACGGACAUGGCGAAGCUGGAGGAGUGCGUGCGCAGCAUCCAGAUGGACGGGCUGGUGUGGGGACAGUCCAAACUGGUCCCGGUGGGUUACGGCAUCAAGAAGCUGCAGAUCAGCUGUGUGGUGGAAGACGAUAAGGUGGGAACGGACAUCCUGGAGGAGCAGAUCACAGCCUUUGAGGAUUACGUUCAGUCCAUGGACGUGGCAGCAUUCAACAAGAUCUGACAUGUUAAUAAAAUCAUCAAACUGUC